AUUGUUUUCCACUCCAACUUCCAUUAAAACAACACAAAAGGUAACAACUCCAACUACCAUUCUUCAGUUAAAAAAAAAAAAAUGGCUUCCACUCUCUCCUCCCUUCUCCUCCUCCUCUCCACCGUCACACUCCUCCACCAGCCACCGCUCUCCGCCGCCAACCUCCACCAAACCAAAUCCCUCUUCAGAUCACAACCCAUUUCCGAGCCCACCUCACUACUGAUCUCCUCCGCCGACGACGACGGCACUCCGCCCACCACUUUCUUCGAGGUCACAAAACCCAUCCCACUCCCCACCACCAAACCCUGCUCGCAUCUCCUCCUCCACCACGAUUUCGCCUUCACCUACGGCCAACCCCCAGUCCUCGCCGACUACAAACCCCCAUUCCACUGCCCAUCUCACAAAUUCUCCACAAUCGUCCUCGAGUGGACCGCCGCUUGCAAGGGGAGGCAAUUCGACAGGAUCUUCGGCGUCUGGCUCGGCGGCGUCGAGAUUCUCCGUAGCUGCACCGCCGAGCCCAGAGCCACCGGCAUUGUCUGGACCGUUAAGAAAGACAUCACCAGGUAUUCAUCUCUGCUCGCCACCAAUCAAACCCUCGCUGUAUAUCUAGGUAACGUUGUUGAUUCUACUUACACCGGCGUCUACCACGUGAAUCUCACCUUCCAUUUUUACCCUGCCGAAGAAGAGAUUGGGUUAGGGUUCGGAUCCGGAUCCGGGGCGGAUUUGAUACUGCCCAUUUCCAGAACUCCGCCGUUGAACGACGGGUAUUGGUUCGAGAUCGAGAAUUCGACCGAUGUAGAGUCGAAGGAGUUCGAGAUUCCACAAAAUACAUACAGGGCUGUGUUGGAGGUUUACGUUUCUUUCCACGAAAACGACGAAUUUUGGUUCGGUAAUUUUCCGAACGAGUACAUUGCUGCGAAUAACCUUACUGGGUACGCCGGAAACGGGCCCUUUCGAGAGGUUGUAGUUAGCUUGGAUGAUUUAGUGAUCGGUGCAGUUUGGCCGUUUACAGUGAUCUACACGGGGGGCGUAAACCCCCUGCUGUGGAGACCGAUUACCGGAAUCGGUUCGUUCGAUCUCCCUUCUUACGAUAUCGAAAUCACCCCAUUGUUGGGCGAAAUAUUGGAUGGGAAGAGCCAUAAGCUCUCGUUCGGCGUGACGAACGCGUUAAACGUUUGGUACCUCGACGCGAAUUUGCAUCUUUGGUUGGAUAAAAAGAGCGAGAAAACGCAAGGGAAGUUGUUGGAGUAUAUCCACUCCCCUAUUUCGUUGUACUCGAGAUUGUUCGUCACGAAUGUUACCCGCUCGAUUAUUUUGAGCGGGUUUGUCAAUUCAUCUCACGGAGUGGUGAAAACAAAAUCGAGGCAAGGGUUUGAAUACAGCAACACGAUGGUGUUGGGAAAUGACGGGAAUCUGCAGAUUUUAAAUCAGGUUAUAAAUUUCAACGGAAGUGUCGAUACGAAGAUGCCUUCAUCUUCGUCUUCCUCUUCUGUUCGCUCCGACAAAUCGAUCAAGAAGUUCAGUAUUUAUCUCCAUUCGGAUAAUAUCGAAAGGGGAAACGGGAGUUACGAUUCUGUGGCUAAUGUGACUUUGGGGAUCGAUGAGAAGAGAAGCAAGAUUUCCGAUUCUGGAAUAUUGUACACAACUAGGUUAAGGAAUCUGCAAAAUGCGGAGGGAUCUAUGCUCGUGAAAGGGAAUUUAGUGGUUAGUGGAUUGGGCAGCACUCGACAAGAAUACCGUUACACGGGCGACAAGUCGUGUUAUUUUAGAAACGUGAGCAGCUCUAAUUAUACGAUUCUUCACGAUGACGAGAGCAGUAUUUGCGGACACCGUGGAUUGUGGCCUUCUUUUCCUCGACGGAGCUAUUUGGGAUCGACGUUGAACGGUGAAAAUAAAAUGCUCAUUUGAUUCGUUUGUCGAUCGCAGCUCCAACAAUGUAUUUACAAGCAGAUCGAAUUGAACAAGGUAAUUGACAAGAGAGAGGCAUGUAAAUUUAUAUGCACCAAUAUUAAACAAGAGAAAAGUUUCUAUUUUAUUUUUUGUAUAAUAAUGCGUUUGGGUCGAUAA
This is a messenger RNA of Erythranthe guttata (spotted monkey flower), 2067 nucleotides long. RefSeq names its product peptide-N4-(N-acetyl-beta-glucosaminyl)asparagine amidase A-like. The record is from RefSeq and is a predicted model, not a curated record. NCBI's taxonomy places the organism in Eukaryota, Viridiplantae, Streptophyta, Magnoliopsida, Lamiales, Phrymaceae.